AUGUCUUCAACGUGGCGGCAAAAUGGGGAAAACAGGGGUACAUACACGACGGUUGCGCAGACGGAGGAUGGAAGCGAGGGGUUAACAGCACACCCCAAAGACAUCGAAGAUGCGGACCUAGACAUGAACGACACCUUGGAUCCUCCUGUUCAUAUUGGUUCCGUACCAACGCCAGAAGACAUGUUAUUCCUGCCACGCGUCGCCGACACGCUUCCCCCGGGCGCAUUCCUAGUUGCCAUAGUCGAGCUCUGCGAGCGCUUCGCAUACUACGGACUUUCAGGCCCUUUUCAAAACUACAUUGCAAACAGCGCCGAUGAUGCCAAUGGAUUACCCGGAGCUCUGGGUCUGAAGCAGCAGGGCGCAACGGCCAUGACGAAUUUCUUCCAGUUUUGGUGCUAUCUCACGCCGCUCUUCGGCGCCGUGGUCGCGGACCAGUAUCUAGGCAAGUAUGCGACGAUCAAGUGGUUUAGCCUGGUUUACAUGGCUGGAAUAGCGAUUUUGUUUGCUACGAGUUUACCGUGGGCUGUCCAGGCUGGAGCAGCAUUUCCGGGACUUGUUCUAGCCAUGGUGGUGAUUGGGCUUGGGACGGGCGGCAUUAAGAGUAACGUGUCGCCGUUGAUAGCAGAGCAAGUCCGGUCCACGAAGCCUUUUGUGAAAACGCUGGAUACCGGAAAAAGAGUGAUUGUAGACCCUGAGAUCACAGUACAAAGGAUCUACAUGGUCUUCUACAUGUGCAUCAACAUAGGAUCCAUAUCCGCCAUCGCAACAACGAUGCUCGAGCUCCACGUCGGCUUCUGGAGCGCCUAUCUACUCCCCCUAGCCAUGUUUUGCGUCGGCUACGUGAUCCUCGUCCGCGGUAAGAAGAAAUACAUCAUUAAACCCCCGCAAGGCGGCGUCAUUGGCGAUUGUUUCCGAGCCCUGUACAUGGCCUCACGCCAUAACUUCUCACUCGACGCCGCCAAAGUAUCAUCAUCAGCCACGCGCCACUCUCGCGCCCGAAUUACCUGGUCCAACGCCUUCAUCGACGAGCUACGCACCGCCCUCCAAGCGUGCAAAGUCUUUCUCUUCUUUCCCAUCUACUGGCUCUGCUUCUCCCAAAUGAUGAACAACUUCAUCUCGCAAGCCGGCCAAAUGGAACUCCACGGCUUACCAAACGACAUCUUGCCCAACAUCGAUCCCAUCACCAUCAUCUGCCUCAUCCCUCUUAUGGACCGUCUAAUCUACCCCUUCAUCCGCACACGCCUCCAUCUCGCCUUCGGCCCCAUCACAAGGAUCUCCCUCGGCUUCCUCACAGCCAGCGCUGCCAUGUUCUACGCCGCCGUUUUACAAAUGUACAUUUACAACGCCCCGCCAUGCUUCUACUUCCCAGCUUCGUGUGCAGCAGGCAAGUUGUCAGAGGGCAAAUAUGCACCUAACAAUAUUCACGUCGCGUGGCAGGCCCCGGCGUACAUGCUUAUCGCACUAUCGGAGAUCCUGGCAAGUAUCACGGGCUUAGAGUUUGCGUACGCAAAGGCGCCUGAGAAGAUGAAGAGUUUUAUCAUGAGUCUUUUUUUGCUGACGAGUGCGGGUGGGAGUGCAUUGGGGAUUCUUGUGGCCCCGUUGGCGAGGGACCCGCAUUUGCAUUGGUUGUAUGGCGGGCUGGGGGGUGCAGCUGCUGUCGCGGGUGUGGUAUUUUAUCGGAUGUUUAGGGGGUUGGACGAUGAGGUAAAGGGAGAGGACGGUUCUGGGCCUGGUGCUAGGGGAGAGUAUGAAUUGGCGGAGAGAGAGAGUGGGGAUGGUCGUGAGCAAUGUGUGUGA
Molecule: messenger RNA, 1797 nt
Organism: Pyrenophora tritici-repentis Pt-1C-BFP
Lineage: Eukaryota; Fungi; Ascomycota; Dothideomycetes; Pleosporales; Pleosporaceae
Product: PTR2, Dipeptide-tripeptide permease
Biological process (GO): transmembrane transport; oligopeptide transport
Cellular component (GO): fungal-type vacuole; plasma membrane
Molecular function (GO): tripeptide transmembrane transporter activity
Source: RefSeq, a predicted model, not a curated record